CAGGCUGGUUGUUUGGUGUCUGGCAGACGGAGCCGCGUCAGCUGUGGAGGGAACUGUCUCUCUUUGCGGUCCUGGUUCACAAUAAAGACCAGAAAAAAGGCAGAGGAUACUCUGCAACAGGACGGGUGAUGGACAACAGUAAACGGACGGUGGUCGUUACAGGUUUUGGGCCAUUUGGAGAGCACACCGUCAACGCCAGCUGGAUAGCAGUACAGGAACUGAAGAAGCUCGGACUGGGCAGUGAAGUGGACCUGCAUGUGUCCGAGGUUCCUGUAGAGUACCAGACAGUCCAGAGUUUGGUUCCUUCAUUAUGGAAGAAGCAUCAUCCACAGUUGGUGGUUCAUGUUGGAGUCUCAGGUAUGGCCACCACUGUCACGUUGGAGAAGUGUGGCAGAAAUCACGGCUACAAGGGCCUGGACAACAGCAGCUUCUGUCCUGAUUCACAGUGUUGCAUUGUGGGAGGCCCCGACUGUAUCAACUCAGUCAUUGACAUGGAAUCAGUCUGUAAGAGAGUGACCUCCUCAGGGCUGGGAGUAGCUGUGUCUGUCUCCAAAGAUGCUGGAAGGUAUCUGUGUGAUUUCACCUACUACACGUCUCUGCACCUGAGCCAUGGUCGCUCUGCCUUCGUUCAUGUGCCUCCUCUGGGAAAGCCUUACAGCGGGGAAGACCUGGGCCGGGCGCUGCAGGCCAUCAUCCAGGAGAUGCUGGAGCUUAUAGACCAGGCCGAAGAGAAAAUCCACUGCCAGCAGCAACACUUCCACUAAGUGACCUCCAGAUGCCAACCAGCCUCUCCAACCCUCACUACAAAAGAGAAAUUGCACUUAACCACAAGUAGCCAAACUUCUUCUCUUUUUAUUUUUGUCUUUACUUGGAUAGAAUGAAAACUUCAGUUUAUCUCCAGCAUUUGUCUCUCUUUGUCUUCAUGUUUUUCUAGCCCUGACUCAGUUGUGUUUUUAUGUCUCCCGAUGGUGAGAAGAUAUAAUGGGAGUCUCAAGCCUAAC
This is a messenger RNA of Trematomus bernacchii (emerald rockcod), 1001 nucleotides long. RefSeq names its product pyroglutamyl-peptidase 1-like. Gene Ontology annotation, cellular component: cytosol. Bases 129 to 764 code for a protein of 211 amino acids. Gene Ontology annotation, molecular function: pyroglutamyl-peptidase activity. The record is from RefSeq and is a predicted model, not a curated record. Lineage: Eukaryota; Metazoa; Chordata; Actinopteri; Perciformes; Nototheniidae. The transcript is spliced from 5 exons. Gene Ontology annotation, biological process: proteolysis.